UAUUGAGCUUGGUCACCAGCACAACAGUAUUUUUCGAUAUUUACCGCCUAGUAAAAUCGCCAUCAAGAGUGUAUCAGUCACUCGUGGAGUGAAAAAGAUGAUCUUCAAUCAAGUGACAGUGUUUUAUUGCGGCUUGAAGCUAUGACAGAAAAGAUCGUGGCUUUAAAAAUGUGAGAAAAGACCCUUGUUAAGGCUCGAAUACUGUUAACAAAGUGAAAAAACGGUGGUUAUUGGUUCACUUGGUCGAAUGUAUAGAAUAAACACAUUACCGCGGGAAACCUCACUCUCCGUGCACCACCUUCUAAUGAACCCCACAACGGCGAAAUUUUACAACACAAUGAACCAGCGAAUAAUUCAGCUUGAAAGGAAAGCAAAAUAUCCCUUUUAUAAUUACAAGGUACCUUCCCACUACAUUGAGGAUAUCAAAUCGACAAGCUUUUAAAAAAGUGGAAAUUUAGCCCCCCCAAAAAAAAAACUGUGAAAGAAAGCUCCUUGUUACGCCAAGUAACCGUGGUUGACAACGAAAAAGUCGUCCAAAUCUUUUAUGACGUUUUAAAAUAUCUUUUUGUUUGUUACUUUCCCGUCAAACUACCUGUCAACAAGAGAAAACUUUUCAGCCCAAUACUGCCAUCAAAAUAGAUAAUACAUCAUUUCCUGUCAACCGUGGGGGAUAAAGAGAGAUUUUCGAUUGCAAAACCCGCAAGUACAGACUUCAAGCACUUAACGGUUUACAAGUGCCCGUGGAACCGCCAACAGCUGCAGUGCGAGCCAUGAAUCACACAAACACAACCAACCCAGGCGCAAAACUAAACGAUUCAGUAACUAGCGGCAUCUACGAUCCUCUAAAUAUUCUUUCAUUCAGCUGCUUGCUUCUGAUUAUGACAAUGACCUUGUUUGGAAAUGCACUUGUUAUUCUCGCCUUCAAGAGGAACAUGAAGAUUCGCACAGUAACAAACUACUUCGUCGUAUCUUUAGCCGUAGCAGAUAUCUUGGUGGCCUUGGUAUCCAUGCCGAUAUGGGCUGCUUAUCUGAUGUCCGGGGUAUUACUCAAAGAGGUAUUCCUAAAAGUAUGGACAUUUAUGGAUAUUCUCUGCGGAGUGGCUUCCAUUAUAAACUUGACCGCAAUUAGCAUCGAAAGGUACUUCUGUAUCACUUAUCCUCUCAACUAUCACACCACGAUGACGUCAACGAAGGCUAUAACUACCAUCAUCAUCAUUUGGAUAUUUUCUAUCAUUAUGUCCUCGCUUAAGAUUAUCCUGUGGGAAUGGCCUCCACCAAAAUACGAACUAAUGAUAGUUAUCAGUUGCUUUUUUGUGCCGCUUCUAAUCAUGUGUAUUUCUUACAGAUUUAUUUUCAAAACUGCGCGCUUUCAAGCGCGCCAAAUAGCGCUCAUGAUAAAAGGCAACGUCAAAAACUUUCUCCUGGCGUCGGAGAUGCGCGCCGCAAAAACGUUAGCCGUCGUAAUGGGCGCUUUUGUGAUCAGUUGGGGACCCUUCUUCAUCAUAAACAUAGUGUAUGGUUUUUGUGAUGGAUGUGUAACAGAGCAAUCCGUUGUUGUGGCCAAAUGGAUGCACUACUCAAACUCGGUGUUCAACCCCAUUGUGUACGCGUGUAUGAACAAGGAAUUCAGAAAGGCAUUCUGCAUCAUACUGUUUGGACGAAAACGAUGUUGCAGACCAAGAGGCAGAAAUGAAACCACGGAUCAAACAGAACUUACCCUAGGAACUAACACUUAAUUUUAAUCUCCUGAAUCCGCAAGCUACAUAGCUUGCGAAAUAUUGUCAGAAAGACGUAAGACCCGCGCCACAUAUAAAAGAUUCGAUUAUCUUUGGCGCAAGUAAACAUGUUGAAGAAGGUUCGGAAAUGAACUAAAUUUAUUGGCCAGACGAAGGGACCGGUCAUUAUUUAUGUAGAGGGGGGAGGAAAAAAAGAAGGAAGGGAGGGGGGGUCAAGGCUAUUUCAGAUUGACUUGAGUGGGGGGAAGCUUAAAUUUUUAUCAAGAAGUUUAGGUGGCCUCAGCAGUUUGAGGUAUAUUUUAAGAGUUUUCCAUUGCCCAAGUUGGGUUUUUAUGCAAAAUAAUCAUCUUAUAGUUGUGUGUGGCAUGAAUUUUAACAGUUACUAGGCAUAGAAGAAGAGACAUGAGGUGACAGGGGGGUCAUCUCGUCAAUAUUGAAUUAAGAAGGGGGAGUUACUUGCUAUUUAUAUGGCCUGGAAGGGGGGAGCUUGUAAAUUUUGGUCUUUGUAACAUAUUUUUCCUCUCCUCCCCCCCCCCUCCCCCCGACAUCAUUAAUGACCGGUCCUUAAUGAAAAACUCAAACAUUUCAUGUGUUCGUAACAAGGUUACAACAUGGGACAAUUAGCUCACACUGAGAUUGAACGGUCUCUUUUGCAAGUGUGAGCUAUUGCCUUUCUCAGUUCAACUAAGCCAUCAAUCGUUGAUCAGGCUAAUUCAAUUGCUUGUGUAUUGAAUAUAUACAUAAGAUAUCUCCAUUUGUAAACUUCAUAUAUUCUCUAACUGAUCUGCCUUUUUUGCCACAGUCGCUACUGAGCUAAUACAUAACUAUAGUGGCACAACGGCGUCCUGGCAGUCAGUGUAAACUUCUAAACAUCGACAUACU
This is a messenger RNA of Pocillopora verrucosa, 2618 nucleotides long. The record is from RefSeq and is a predicted model, not a curated record. NCBI's taxonomy places the organism in Eukaryota, Metazoa, Cnidaria, Anthozoa, Scleractinia, Pocilloporidae.